Molecule: messenger RNA, 1079 nt
Organism: Neltuma alba
Lineage: Eukaryota; Viridiplantae; Streptophyta; Magnoliopsida; Fabales; Fabaceae
Exons: 5
Coding region: 38-949 (303 amino acids)
Source: RefSeq, a predicted model, not a curated record
CCAGGCCAUACGUCUGACCGCACCGUGUCAGCGAGAGAUGAUCAUGUUGGCACCCGGCGACACUCACCAAAUUUUCCGUCAUGUGUCACUACCCUCCCCUCCGGUUCCGGCGAUCGCUCUCCACGAUUUCACCAACCACAUCCACCUUCGUCGCCGCCACCUCCUCACUGCACUUACCCUUUCCUUCAACUUCAUUUCGCCCUUUACAACUUCGCUACCCAUUGCGGAGCCAGUCGCCGUCGCUCGCGGUCUCUUCCAGAUGCCCCCAUUUCGUCUCACUAAUCGGUAUUUUCUGGUGAGGGCUGGAGAGUCUCAAUUCGAAACCAUGGGAGUGAUUAACACGAACCCGGUGGCCAAGACUUCUGUCGAUAGUGGCUUAUCUGAAAGAGGGAAGAAGCAGGCGGUGAAAGCUGCUUUUGAUCUUAAGGAAAUGGGGGCUUGUGAUAAGAGUUGCUGGAUUUGGCCUGCCAUUACCCAAAGGGCUUAUCAGACUGCAGAAAUUAUUGCAUCCGUCAAUGGAGUUAGUAGAAGUUUUAUAGUCCCAGAAUACAGCUUUCUGGAUGCCCGUGGGUUGGGUGCUUAUGAAGGCAAAAACUUGGAAUCCAUGUCAGAAAUAUAUGCAUUAGAUAGUAUUUCUCCAAACAGCAAACCCCCUCCUGUGGAUGAUGGAACUCCAAAUGAGAGUGUUAGUGAUGUUUUUGUCCGAGUAACACAACUCAUGUCAAUUCUCGAAACUCAGUACUCGGGCGAUACUGUGGUUAUAGUUUCCCCAGAUUCUGACAAUUUGACAGUUCUUCAGGCCGGUUUGAUAGGACUUGACUUGCGAAGGCACAGGGACCUGUCUUUUGCGCCUGGUGAAGUCCGUUUUGUUGACAUCAAAAGCAUUCCCACUUAUAAGCAGCCCGCAUCUGCAGUAUAUAAAUGUUUGAACCCCCCAAAUUGUAAUUAACUUUUCCCUUCUAAUCAAAAGCAGAAAAGAGGGUAUUGAUGAAUCAGUUUGAUAUUAUCGAUUUAUCAUGUAUUGUUAUCUUGACCAACAGAUCGAAACAGAAAUUCUAUCCAUAAUAGUUAUGCAUGCA